This is a messenger RNA of Cimex lectularius (bed bug), 1545 nucleotides long. RefSeq lists its product as uncharacterized. Gene Ontology annotation, cellular component: cytoplasmic microtubule. The transcript is spliced from 8 exons. The record is from RefSeq and is a predicted model, not a curated record. Bases 445 to 1422 code for a protein of 325 amino acids. Lineage: Eukaryota; Metazoa; Arthropoda; Insecta; Hemiptera; Cimicidae.
GACCUCUCGGAUCGAGGCCUUUCAUAUCUAGAUUUUCCCGCCUCGCUCAUAUGAUGGCCCCGUAUUCCCAUCAAAAUAAAUUUCAUUUUUGACUAUAUAUCUGAAAAAUUUUAUCCCAUUGUAAAUUAUCCUUUAGGGAAAAAAUAAGGAUCAAGUUGGAAAAAUUACCUCGACGAAGGAGAAAAUUAUUGUUUAACAACUGUCAGGAUAUACGCCAUCGGUUGUUGCACUCUUCUGUCAUUCGGUUCAAAAUCAUAAUGCAGUUACAAAAUCAAAAACCACCGACAUCAUAACUUAUUUUUCUAAUGAGACGCAUUAUUUUUUCAAAUUAUCCCGACAUUUAUCCAACGUACAUUUUCUAUUGGAAGAAGGCGAGCGGUUUUACAAUACCAGCCCGGUCUACAUCUACAUUCUCAACUCAGAUUAACUUGAAUCCUUGACAAAAUGGCUCUGAGGAAAAGAGACAAUUUUAUAAUAGCAGGUGUUCCUGAGCCAAAACCAAAAAAAAACUUUGUACUGGAAAAUAUAAAAAAAGUUAAGGAUAUGCAAAAGGGCAUACAUGAAAAAACAGAGAAGACGUUCUCUCUACCGAAUACAUGCUAUAAAAAAAUUAAUUUCCUGCAGAAAAAGCCACCGGUAAACAUAAGAGGUAGCAUUUAUCAAAAAAGAAGAAAAAUGUGUGCUUCUUUAGAUGGCCUCGGUUCGAGCUCUAUCAAAACGCAUGUGAGCACACCGAUCACUGCGGUGGCCGCAUUGCACCCGAUGAAACACCCCCAUGGCAUGAAUAUUAACACUAGUGCUAGUUGUAAAAAUAUUUUAAAUAUAAAUCAAUCUAACAAAAUAGAACAAAAAAAGUUGGAAUUGACUAAGAAUAUGAAUAAAGAAAAGGAUGCAAGUAAUGUAUCUCAAAAUAACGAACCUGGUUCAGAAAACUCCGACACCGAUUUAGAACUAAGUGCUGGAGAUGGGGCCAAACUUGCAAUGCUGGCUAAAAUAAUAAGCAAAAACAAUAAAAAUUUCGUUAAAAAAAAUACGUUGACUGUUUACGAAGGGAAACCAAAACAGCCGAAACCUGACCCAACGAGACCGCCACCAAACUACAAAAGAGGAGUCAUUCCAAAGUAUCUAGAAGCCGUCAAAAAAGGAGUAAAGAAACCCGAUGGAAAAAUGGACCGUGGCGAUAUUGACCCGCAGUGCCCACCAGGCCAUGUCAGAUUGUCAGACGAUGAAAGAAGGGACCACCUGGCGAAAAUUAAGCAGUCAUAUUCUGAACUCGUCACGCAGUUCAACAUGUUACCAAUGAAAUGUGAUUCUCUCAGGAUGAAACAGAAGAGAAUGGAAAUAGAAAAAGAACUCGAGAGGCUGGAAGCGGGCAUUAAAAUAUUCUCAAAGGACAAGCUCUACGUCAAGUUAGCAGGUUGACGUUCGCUUCAGGAGUUUAUUUAAGGUCGUCACACUCCUUCCUUUUGCAGCUCCUAGUUUCCUUUGUGCUCCCACAUUUUGACCAGAUUGGAAAUGUAAAAUAUAUCCGAACAAAAAAUUCGA